Messenger RNA from Dioscorea cayenensis subsp. rotundata (Guinea yam), 589 nucleotides. RefSeq names its product heavy metal-associated isoprenylated plant protein 30. The coding region runs from base 59 to 460 and encodes 133 amino acids. The transcript has 2 exons. The record is from RefSeq and is a predicted model, not a curated record. NCBI's taxonomy places the organism in Eukaryota, Viridiplantae, Streptophyta, Magnoliopsida, Dioscoreales, Dioscoreaceae. Gene Ontology annotation, molecular function: metal ion binding.
AAUCUAUUUAUCAACCUCUCUUUAUAUACAAUUGGAUAAAUUUUCAAAGAGAACAACAAUGGCAAACUUGCAGAUAGUUCCAGCAGGAAAGAAGGUUGAGGCUCAGUAUGUGGAGAUGAUGGUUCCAUUAUAUUCAUAUGGUUGUGAAAAGAAGGUGAAGAAAACCUUAGCACACUUGAGAGGGAUUCAUUCAGUUCAUGUAGAUUAUGAGCUUCAGAAGGUAACAGUGUGGGGGAUAUGCAACAAAGAUCAUGUUCUUGCCACCAUUAAGAAGAAGAGAAGAGAAGCAAGGUUUUGGGAACAAAAAGAAGCCAAUGAGAGUGCUGAGAUUGAGGCAAAGAAUGACAUGGAUGAAGAUCAAGAAGCUUCUCGGAGUACUAUUAAUGUUGCAGUGCCUUCACGUAGCUUUAAGUUUAGGAAAUCAUGGAAGAGGCUUCUUCCAACUCUGGUUCUCUACUAGAUUAAUAACUUCAACUUUCAGGGAUGAUAUCAAAUAUAUACGUAUAUAUGUUUAUGUAUAUAUAUCUGUAUGUAUGUAUGUAGUAUGAAUGUAUGUAUGUAUGUAUGUAUGUAUGUGACUGUCUUUAUA